Molecule: messenger RNA, 1786 nt
Organism: Aphanomyces invadans
Lineage: Eukaryota; Oomycota; Saprolegniomycetes; Saprolegniales; Verrucalvaceae
Exons: 2
Coding region: 14-1786 (590 amino acids)
Biological process (GO): proteolysis
Cellular component (GO): extracellular region
Molecular function (GO): protein binding; oxidoreductase activity
Source: RefSeq, a predicted model, not a curated record
CCUCACCACAACAAUGGUUUCCAUUCGAACUGGUACAAUUGUCGCCAUGUCGGCGGCGCUCUCGGCCAUCCAAAGUCUGGCCCAGACGUGCGACGUGACGCCUGACGUCGACUUCAUGGAGAACGACAUUUCCACGACCAACCGAGACGACCCCGGUCUGUGCUGCAGCGACUGCAAAGCGACCGUCGGAUGCAACGCGUACAACUGGUUCGACGGCGUGUGCUACUUGAAGUCUGCAAAAGGAAUAGUCAUUCCGUUGCCCGGCGGUGUGUCGGGGGUGCUCGCAACUCCAGCCCCUACACCUGAGCCCACUCCUUCCCCUACUACCCUCAAACCCACUCCUUCACCAACCCCCAAGCCGACCCCUGCGCCAACUCCUGCUCCCACUCCUGCUCCUACCCCCAAGCCGACCCCUGCUCCAACUCCUGCCCCAACCCCUGCUCCUACCCCCAAGCCGACCCCUGCUCCAACUCCUGCCCCAACCCCUGCUCCUACCCCCAAGCCGACCCCUGCUCCAACUCCUGCUCCUACCCCGAAGCCGACCCCUGCUCCAACUCCUGCCCCAACUCCUGCUCCUACCCCCAAGCCGACCCCUGCUCCAACUCCUGCUCCUACCCCGAAGCCGACUCCUGCUCCAACUCCUGCCCCGACUCCUGCUCCUACCCCUGCAUGCCCUCGUAUUCGUAAAUCUUGGGAAUCUCUCUCUGCUUCCGAAAAAGAUACGUUCGUGUCGGCGCUCGAAAUCGCCAUGGACCGAGGAAUGUACCAAAAGUAUGUCCUCAUCCACCAAGAGCAAAUGAGCAACAUCGAGGCACAUGGGACGUGUGUGUUUUUGUUUUGGCAUCGCAAGUUCCUCCUCGGGUUUGAGAACAUGCUGCGCAGCCUUGGCGACCGGUACAAGUGCUUGACGCUGCCGUACUGGGACUACGUCCAGAACUACGCGACGAUGCAAAACACCCCUAGUGCUAACCGAUGUCGGUCCAUCGAAGCGUGCUCCCCCAUCACGACGGCACUUGGCGGCUCCACGCAAGGGUCCAUUUCCAAUGCGAAUUUUUUCGGGUACACGUACCCCAACUAUCGGUGCGUGAACCAACGACCUGUCAACCACAUGUGCACGACAGCCGGCUCUGCAUCCUGCCCCAAGUGCACUCCCCGUGGCGACUGGACGAAUACGCCCAUGAUUUCCGACAUGAGCAUCUCGAGCGUUCGCCAGAGUGUCCUCAGUGGAUCCAACGUCCGUGCGGUCUCGCAAGCCAUCGAGUAUUCACCUCAUAACAUCAUCCACUCAACGCUCAACGGCCCGAUGGCGAACGCCCGCAUUUCCCCCAUGGACCCGAUCUUUUUCAUGCACCACAACACGAUCGAUCUCCUCCACACGAUCUACUACCACUGCCGCGUCGAGCCACUCAACUUGAGCGACUCGCAACAGAAAAACGACAUGCGGUCGUUCCAGGGUUGCAGCACCAACAACGGGGAAACCGUGGGCCCCACGUCGACGCUUCGCAUGCGGGUCGUGACUGGCGGGCAAGCCAUCGACGUUGCCAACGAUCCCCUCAUCGGCGCGUUCUUCAAGGACUUGCCGAACCAGUACUACAAGCUCACCGAUGUUCGCCAGCUCGGGUACUCGUUCGAGAUGAAGGGACUCCUCGGGGAUUUGUACACCAAGUGCGACGGCAGCACCGCCGUGAGCAGCAUCAGUUCCGUCGAACGCGCCACCAACGUCACAGUUGACAACGUCGUCGAGCCGGUCGUGUUGGCCGAAGACAAGAACGUGCUGGCGGUCUGA